AUGGACUUCGACGCGGCUGAUGGAACUCGACGCGGAUUGAUGGGCGCGCACCCGGUUCUGCAAAAUGCACCGACCCUAAACCCCGCCGAGCAAAACGCGCCGACCCUAACCUCCGCCGACCAAAACGCGCCUAGGGUCAGCGACGACCAGGAGGGCUACGAAGAACAGUUCGCCGUUCCCGAUGCGGCUCCCGACGAGGGAGCCGCGAAGGGCCGCGACGCAAGUUGCGGUCCUACCGGUCGGAAGCCUGCAAAGGCCGACGACCAACAACAACCCACCGCCAAGGCAGCCACGAAGCGCAAGUCGCCCAAGAGGAGGAAGAAGAAGCUGCGCGCGCCGGACUCGACGGAGGAGUCGCUGUCCAAGCCGCAAGGCAAGGACACGGGACAUCAGUACACCGUCGAGGAGGUACGCAGUUUCGAGUCGCCCAAGCGCAUGCCCAUGAACCGGCCGCCGCGCGUCAUGCAGCUAUCCGCGGCGCCCACACGCACAGAGGUGACGAAACCCGCCGAGGAGGUGCUUCCCAAGGCCUUGAGAGAAUCUAUCAUCAAGCUGAUGCAGACGACAGUGAUGAACACCCCGCGCGCCGACACGGCCGCAAUUCCGACGGGGCCGAAGCCGCCCGCGAAUCCCACACCCACGGUGGCUCGCCCCCAGGAGGCAGCGGAUGUCGCCAUGGAGUCGGUCAGUUCGCGUUCUUCGACGAGGUCCAGAACUCGACGCGACGCGGACGAGGACCCCGAUGACCUGUUCGACUUGGACAUCGGAGUGCCAAGAACCACGGCCGCCGUCUCGACGGCGACAGCCGGCGGCGUAGCCCUCGCCCGCGUACGCCUCUCAACAUUUUCCGAGCUGAAAGAGUUCUCGGGACGGGACGCCAGCGAAGAGAAAGCCAGACUGUGGCUCAACCGUCUGAAGUCCGCCGCGCGGCGCGACGGGAUGACGGGCGAAGAAUACUGCGGCAAGGGCGUGUCAAUGGCCAGUCGCUACUACCAUGCGGCUCAGCGCCCCGACGAGACCCCUCUGGAUUACUUGUACCGGCUCAACGUCGCGGGCUUGAGGGCCAACAUCUCAUACGCCGAGGGCACGACUGAAGAGAAGCGCGAACACGUCGAGCAUUUCAUCCGGACGCUGAACAUGCAGGAGGCCGAACUCGCCUCGCGUCUCACGCUGAUGGAGACUCUCUUCGGCUCGAACAAGUUCCGCCAAAAGGCGCCGACCCCGCCGACUCAGCCGGCGCGUGCCGUGCAUGCGAUUCACGUCGCGUCGGACGAGUACGACUCGGAACGCGAAAGUCGCGACAGCGACGAUCGCCAGUACGACCAAGACGAGGCGGACGAAGAACGCGCCAAGUUGUUCGUCGCGGGACAGGCCCCGCCGGGAGAGCCGGCGCGUCGCAACGUCGAUCCCGACGACUCGGGACGCGACCGCCCGCGGUGCCGCCACUGUGGUUUACGUCGCCAGGUCGAAGGAGACUGCUGGAAGUUGUUGACGUGUCACAAGUGUGGUGGCCAGCACCCGACGGAUCGAUGCUUGAGGGUGUGCAAGGCCUGCGGUGACGUGCACGAAGCCGGAGAAUGCCCGAUGGAGGAGUUCUUCAACCAAUUGCGCCAGUGGUUCGACCCGAAUAAACACGUGGGAAUGCUGCCGCUGGCCGCCGAGAAGAUGUUAAACUAG
This is a messenger RNA of Phytophthora sojae, 1677 nucleotides long. RefSeq lists its product as hypothetical. The transcript has 5 exons. The record is from RefSeq and is a predicted model, not a curated record. Bases 1 to 1677 code for a protein of 558 amino acids. NCBI's taxonomy places the organism in Eukaryota, Oomycota, Peronosporomycetes, Peronosporales, Peronosporaceae.